AUGUCAGCUCGGGUGGCUGGUGGGUAUUGUCAGCAAUGUUGGGGUGCCUGUGGGCUCCAGCAGGAGCUGGUGUCUGGGGGUGCACUCCCAAAGCACUUCCUUGCAGAGUUAGCUGACAGCUCCCUGUCAGGGGUUUCGCCCCACUCUCAGCGGAGCACCGUCUCGCUGGAGGACCUGGAGCUCCUCCUGGCCGAAGGCCUGACCAGCCCUGAGCCCUUGAGUCAGGAGAACUCAGAGUCCAGCCACCUGGCGUCCAAUGCCUGUGUCCCCGAGCCAAGCACCUCCAAGCGCUGGGAGAAGCUGGAGCAGUGGGUGGGUGACCUGCAGGCUGAGGUGGCAUGCCUGCGUGGACAUAAGGAGCGCUGUGAGCACGCCACCCUGAGCCUGCUGCGGGAGCUGCUGCAGAUGCGGGCCCACGUGCAGCUGCAGGCCUCAGAGCUCCGGCAGCUGCGGCAGGAAAUGCAGCAGGUGGCCCAGGCCCCCGAGAAGGAGGCAUUGGAGUUCCCUGGACCCCAGAACCAGAAUCAGAUGCAGGCUCUGGACAAAAGGCUGGUGGAGGUCCGGGAAGCCUUGUCCCAGGUCAGGAGGAGGCAGGCCCUGCAGGACGUGCAGCGGAAGGGUGCCCAGCAAGAGGCCAACCUCAGGCUGACUAAGCUGACCGGCUUGCUGAGGCAGGAGGAGCAAGGCCGGGAGGCGGCCUGCAGUGCACUGCACAAGAGCCAAGAGGAUGCCAGCCAGAGGGUGGACCACGAGGUGGCCAAGAUGCAGGCCCAGGUAACCAAGUUAGGCGAGGAGGUGAGCCUCCGUUUCCUGAAGAGGGAGGCCAAGCUGUGCAGCUUCCUGCAGAAGAGCUUCCUGGCCCUGGAGCAGAGAAUGAAGGCCUCUGAGAGCACACGGCUGCAGGCCGAGGGCAGCCUGCGGGAGGAGCUGGAGGGCCGCUGGCAGAGGCUGCAGGAGCUGACAGAGGAGCGUGUGCAGGCCCUGGGGGCUCAGCGCCAGGAGGAGGAGGGCCACCUGCUGGAGCAGUGUCGGGGCCUGGACGCGGCCGUGGUCCAGCUGACAAAGUUCGUGCGGCAGAACCAGGUGUCAGUGAACCGCAUCCUGCUGGCUGAGCAGAAGGCCCGGAAUACCAAGGUGUGCCUGGAGGAGAGCCAGGCUGGGGAACUGGCCUCCUUUGUGCAAGAGAACCUGGAGGCCGUUCAGCUGGCUGGCGAGCUGACCCGGCAGGAGAUGCAGGGUGCUCUGGACCUGCUCCGAGAGAAGAGUCAGGUCCUAGAGGGGUCAGUGGCCCAGCUGGCCAGGCAAUUGAAGGACCUGAGUGACCACUGUCUGGCUGUGAGCUGGAGGCUGGACCUUCAGGAACAGACAUUGGGCCUGAAACUAUCUGAGGUGAAGACUGAGUGGGAGGGUGUGGAGAGGAAGUCCCUGGAAGACCUGGCCCGGUGGCAGAAGACAGUCUCAACUCACCUGCGGGAGGUGCAGGAGAAGGUGGACGGCCUCCCGCGGCAGAUAGAAGGCGUCUCAGACAAGUGUAUCUUCCACAAGAGCGACACAGACCUGAAGAUCUCAGCCGAGGGCAGGGUCAGAGAGUUCGAAGUUGGUGCCAUGAGGCAGGAGCUGGCCACCCUGUUGUCCUCUAUGCAGCUGCUCAAGGAGGAGAGCCCCGGGAGGAAGAUCGCUGAGAUCCAGGGACAGCUGGCCACGUUUCAGAAGCAAAUGAUAAAACUGGAGAGCAGCAUGCAGGCCCACAGGACCAUCCAGAACCUUAAGUUCAACACAGAGACCAAGCUGCGCACAGAGGAGAUUGCAACCCUGCGGGAGAGUGUGCUGCGCCUCUGGAGUGAGGAGGGCCCUUGGCCAUUGACACUGGGCAGCAGGCGGGUUCUCAUGUCCCUGGUGAGGCAGCGGUUCUUCAUCAAGGAUGUGGCUCCUGGAGAGCUGGUCUCCGUGAACUGCUGGGGCGUGUAUCAGACUGUGAGGUGGCUGCAGUGGAAGACCGUCCUCAUGAACCUGGUGGUCCGGCAGAGGCAAGGCGUAGUCUUGAAGACAUUCCACCAGUAGCCUGCACCCCAGCGCACGUCCUUGUCCCUUUCCCAGAAAUAAAUGUGCUAGCUCUUGUACCA
Marmota flaviventris (yellow-bellied marmot) is the source of this 2123-nucleotide messenger RNA. It is a transcript of the gene Ccdc154, whose product is annotated as coiled-coil domain containing 154. Gene Ontology annotation, biological process: bone mineralization involved in bone maturation. The record is from RefSeq and is a predicted model, not a curated record. Lineage: Eukaryota; Metazoa; Chordata; Mammalia; Rodentia; Sciuridae.